CUUGAAACAGGCCAGAACGGAAGCAGAGGUGCGUAGCUUCCGUUUGCAGUGCUAACGAGAAGUUCUGCGGAGCCAGGUACAGCGGCGUAAAAAGGACUUUCAAAUGCCUUGGGAACAGGAAUCAGAACUUACAAAGAGGGAUAAAGCUGCCAGAGUCAUUCAGAGGGCCUGGAAACGUUUUCUUAAUGUCACUGUCUUCCAACACUUUAAAAGAUUGAUUGAUCUAAGAAGACGAGGAGAGCCACGUCAGAUAGUGAGAUACAUCAAUCCUAAAGAGGCAGAGCUGCUAGAUGCUGCUGCAGGCAUUCAUGUACGAUUCAGAUUAGGUGGUGUUAAAUUUCCACCUGAUAUAUACUAUAAAAUUUUCACUCAUAGACCUAUUGAAGAUCUGUGUGCUAAUAGCCCUAGAGAUUAUACAAAACUUCCAGCAAAAUAUACAUCUCAUAUUAAAAGUGAUAAUCUUCAGGAAGAGGAUCAUCGUGGCUGGUAUCGUCGUAUAGAGAACAAUGGCUGGAGGCUUGUCUCUGAUACAUUUUGGGUGUCUCCUGAAAACGUAGAGGUGGGAGACAAAAAAGAAAGCGAAUUCCAUUUCUCUAAACUGAAGAGAAGGCAAGAUAUGGAAAAGAAAAGAAAAAUUAGAAAAAUAGAAUGGAUGAGGAAAAUGUACUAUACAGGAAGCCUAGAGGCCAGGUCAACAAAUGCUAAAACUCUAGGUUUAAUCCACACAGCAACGAAGGGGCUAAUGAGAGCUGUCGAAAUCGGUGGAAUAGAUUCGGUGAUGGAAUGGGAGGUGGAUGAAGUGCUCAACUGGACAAACACGCUGAACUUUGAUGAGUAUAUUGCCAACUGGAAGGAAAUUGCUACAAGCAACUCUUCAGCUAACUUCAAAAAGCCGCCCCCACGGUCCAAGCAUCCUUCAUCCCCUUCAGGCUUCUCCCAACAGCCUCCAAACUGGUUUCCCAUUCGAGCAAGCACGGAAACGAGGAUACAACUAUGCAGCUAUAUCAGAGGAGAAAUUGGGAAUCCCAGAAGAUACUUUAGAUGGAAGUUUUUAUGAAAAACCAAAUUUUCCUAGACUAUCACCUGAUCUCACUAACGGAGUAUAAAGUUCUCCGCUUUCCUGAGCGGUAGCCCUUCACACCCCGACUCCAUCAGUUACUGUCAAGAGAUCGUUUACUCUGACUGGAAUGACUUGUGUGUUCUUGGCACAGAAUCUGUCUACCUCAAGCAAAUAAGGAAGCCUAAAGAGAAAUAAGACAUCAGACUCAAAACAAUGGUCAUGAAAAUGUAGAAAUUAUUCCUUGUAUUCAAAGAAACUGCAGUAAUCUCACAGUCACACAUAAAUAAAUACAUUUAGGUGCAAAAAAAAAAAAACUUUGGAUUUUCUUCUUGAAGCAUUCUUCGGGUGUUCAUGUCAGAGCUCUUUUUCCAUUUAAAAAAGGAAAGGGGCACUUGGGUGGCUCAGUCUGUUAAGCGUCCAGCUUCGAGU
This is a messenger RNA of Herpailurus yagouaroundi (jaguarundi), 1489 nucleotides long. RefSeq names its product chromosome unknown C11orf65 homolog (gene CUNH11orf65). The record is from RefSeq and is a predicted model, not a curated record. Lineage: Eukaryota; Metazoa; Chordata; Mammalia; Carnivora; Felidae. The coding region runs from base 104 to 1057 and encodes 317 amino acids. The transcript has 10 exons.